AUGCUGAGCGAGGCGGAGAGCGGCGGCGGAGCCGUGCCCGCCACCGGGGAGAGCCCCGCGGGGGACCCCGCGGCCAAGCCCGCGGCACCCGCGGGCGGCGGCGGCGGCGGCGUCGCCCGGAGCCAGGCGGCCAAGCGCAUUUUAGCCACCCAGGUGCAGGGCACAGUGAAAUGGUUCAACGUCCGCAAUGGCUAUGGAUUUAUAAACAGGAACGAUACCAAGGAGGAUGUGUUCGUGCACCAGACGGCGAUCAAGAGAAACAACCCCCGUAAAUUCCUCCGUAGUGUUGGGGACGGGGAAACGGUGGAGUUCGAUGUGGUGGAAGGAGAGAAGGGUGCCGAGGCGGCCAACGUGACUGGCCCCGGCGGCGUGCCCGUGAAAGGCAGCCGCUAUGCCCCCAACCGCCGCCGUUUCCGCAGGUUCAUCCCCAGGCCCCGGCAGGCCCAGCAGCCCCAGGAUGCCCCCCGGACAGAAGGGGUUGCCGAGCUGGUCAGCGAGGGGGAGAGAGCGGAUGACGCCGUCCAGCAGCGCCCUCGACGGAGGCGCCCCCCACCGUUCUUCUUCCGCCGGAGAUUUGUGCGGGGGCCCCGGGCGCCACCCCAGCAGCAGCAGGUCCAGCCAGCAGAAGGCUCUGACAGCACAGAACCCAAAGAUGCCACCCAACCUGAGGGAGACCAGCAACAGCAGAUCCAGGCUGGCGAGAGAGCCCCAGCCCCUCGCUUCCGCCCCAGAUACCGCAGACCUUUCCGCCCCCGCCCACCGCAGCAGCCCACCACGGAAGGAGGAGACGGCGAGACAAAAGCGGCACAAGCCCCAGCGGACGGCAUCCGUCCUGAGCCCCAGCGCCAGCGCAACCGGCCUUAUUUCCAGCGCAGGCGCCAGCAAACAGCUGCAGCCCGCCAGACUGCACCGGAGGCUCCCACGGCUGCCAAGGAGCACCCUGCUCCCAGCUCCGCCGCUGCUGGCGGAGACACCCCUGCCACUAGCGCUCCUGCGAUGGCUCCGGACGCCGUGGUGGAAGCCAGCAAGCCUGCUCCCCCAGCCCAGGAGAGCCCCUCCCAGCCACUGCCGGAGAUCCAGCAACAGCUUGUGGACAUCUCGACACCUGAGCCGGGGGGAGAGCUUGCCCCAGCCCUGCUGGCAUGAUGAAUCCGCACACGGUCAGGGGAUGCCAAGAGCUGUGAUCUGGUGUCCACAAAUGUGCCUACAACCCAAGUUACCUCAUCCUGCACUUGAAGAGACCCCAAACUUCACCAGUACCCCCUUUGCUGCUG
Molecule: messenger RNA, 1274 nt
Organism: Varanus komodoensis (Komodo dragon)
Lineage: Eukaryota; Metazoa; Chordata; Lepidosauria; Squamata; Varanidae
Gene: YBX2
Product: Y-box binding protein 2
Exons: 10
Coding region: 1-1146 (381 amino acids)
Biological process (GO): regulation of gene expression
Cellular component (GO): nucleus
Molecular function (GO): nucleic acid binding
Source: RefSeq, a predicted model, not a curated record